This is a messenger RNA of Chaetomium strumarium, 2371 nucleotides long. RefSeq lists its product as uncharacterized. The transcript has 3 exons. Gene Ontology annotation, cellular component: small-subunit processome; nucleolus. Lineage: Eukaryota; Fungi; Ascomycota; Sordariomycetes; Sordariales; Chaetomiaceae. The record is from RefSeq and is a predicted model, not a curated record. Bases 90 to 2261 code for a protein of 723 amino acids. Gene Ontology annotation, biological process: maturation of SSU-rRNA from tricistronic rRNA transcript (SSU-rRNA, 5.8S rRNA, LSU-rRNA). Gene Ontology annotation, molecular function: U3 snoRNA binding; rRNA binding.
UCAUUCGACAUUUUUCAAGCGCCUGUCGACUUCGUGAGAUUUACAAACAAGCACACUCUUUACGAGAUUCGUUGGAUAACCGUAAUACAAUGGCACUCGGAGGUCGUGCCGGAUUUCGUGGAGGAUCUAGGGGGAGAGGCGCGUCUCGUGGGAGGGGAAGAGGAAGAGGGAGAGGGAAAGCUGUGGCGCAACAACCGCGGAGUGCCCGUUUUGAUAACGCACGGUUGGCUGAAAAGGAUGAAUCUGGGAGCGAGGUCGGGAUUGCCUCCGAAGCGGAAUCAGAUGUCAUGGAAGUGGACUCGGAUGAGGAGGAUGAGGAGCAAGCCAAGCAGCCUGCUCAGCCCUACAUGAGUCUGAUGCGUAGUCUGGUUGAAAGUGCUCCUCACAAGGCAAAGCGGCGAAAGCUGGAUCAUACAGCGUCUGAGCACAAGGAGACCUCUGAAGCACAACCGGCGCCAGAACCCGUCGAGGAUGAGGAGAAUGCGGAGGACCGGGAUAUCGACUUAGUCGAGGAGCCAGAAGAAGAUCCUGCGGCUGCACCACCUGAGGACUUGUUCGAUGAGGACGAUGACCUGGACAGCUCGGAUCCGUUUGAAGUGCACUUUGCCGACCCCAAGGACGAGGAGUUGCAGCCCAAACUAAAGGCAAUCCAGACGGGCAAGUGGCGUACAGAACGGAUAGUAACCAAAUCGACAAGAGUCUUCCUCAACACUCCCGACACUGGCGAUGGUGAAGGGAAGUCAUUGCCGGCAACGAUGUCCGCCCUCUCAGAUCUCAAGCUCAAGAAGAGAUUGCAAGAGACUAUGGCUUCAAAGCAUCCCAAGUUCGACCAGGUCGAGCAGACAAUAGCGCCACACCUAUUCAACUACCAGGAUCUCCUCUACUGCAACCGAACAGUCUCUGGCUCUCAGGGCAUCAGACGAAUGGCCUGUCUGCAUGCUCUCAACCACAUUUACAAAACACGCGACCGGGUCAUCAAAAACAACGCCAGGCUAGCCAGAACCGAGAACGAUGAGGACUUGGAGCUGAGAGACCAGGGUUUUACACGCCCCAAGGUGCUUAUGAUCCUUCCGACGAGGCAAUCCUGCGUCAGAAUGGUCGACAUGAUGGUCUCCAUCUGCCGGCCGGAUCAGCAGGAGAACAGAAAGCGUUUCGAGGACGGAUACGUCGACAAGCAAUCCAAGUUCUCAGACGGCAAGCCCGACGAUUUCAAGGACCUCUUCUCGGGCAACGACGACGACAUGUUCCGGUUAGGCAUCAAGUUCACUCGCAAGACGAUGAAAUACUUCUCGCAAUUUUACAACUCGGACAUCAUCCUCGCCAGCCCGCUGGGUCUCCGCAUGGCGAUCGGCUCAGAAGAGGAGAAGAAACUCGACUUUGACUUCCUCAGCUCGAUCGAGCUGGUGGUCGUCGACCAGGCAGACGCCCUCCUGAUGCAGAACUGGGAGCAUGUCGAGUUCAUCUUUGAGCAUCUCAACGUCCAGCCCAAGGACGCACACGGCUGUGACUUCAGCCGCGUCCGGAGCUGGUACCUCGACGACCAAGCCAGAUACUUCCGCCAGACCGCCAUCUUCAGCGCCUUCAACACGCCUGAGCUGGCCGAGCUGCUGCGCGCGCACUGUCACAACUGGGCCGGGAAGGCGCGCCUGCAACAGGAAUGCCCGGGCGUGAUCCAGUACCUGGGCGUGAAGGCGCGCCAGACGUUCAGCCGCUUCGAAGCGACCUCGAUCGCGGCCGACCCGGACGCGCGGUUUGCCUACUUCACCAAGGCCAUCGUGCCGAUGCUAACCAAACACAAAGCGCGCGACGCGGGCGGCACGCUCAUCUUCAUCCCGUCCUAUCUCGACUUCGUCCGCGUGCGCAACUACUUUGCGAACAACCCGACGGUGGCGAACGUCAGCUUCGGGACCAUCUGCGAAUACGCCGACGUGCCCGAGGCGUCGCGCGCACGGUCGCACUUCCUGAACGGCCGCCACAAGGUGCUGCUGUACACCGAGCGCGCGCACCACUUCCGGCGGUACCAGAUCAAGGGCGUCAAGCGGGUCGUCAUGUACGGGCUGCCGGACAACCCGCUGUUUUACCGCGAGAUUGCGGGCGGGUAUCUGCAGAAGAGCGAGCAGGCGCUGCUGUUGGAGCACGGGCAGGGUGUGGUGAGAGUGAUGUUCUCCAAGUACGAUGUGAUGAAGCUGGAGAGGAUCGUGGGAACGACGAGGGUGGGCAAAAUGAUUCACGAGCAGGGCGAUACCUUUGACUUUGUCUAGUUAGAGAUUGUGGCGAAGAGUUCAACUUGGAUAUACAGUGGCGCAUCGUUUCCCUUGACGCCCCGGAAAAACCCAAGAACAAGACAAGUCCAUGCUCCCAUAAUGUACAA